Molecule: messenger RNA, 4173 nt
Organism: Symbiodinium natans
Lineage: Eukaryota; Dinophyceae; Suessiales; Symbiodiniaceae
Source: the annotation of a GenBank genome assembly
AUGUUGAUGGGCGAAGGAAAGACGACAAUGAUUACACCCUUGGUCGUGCUACUGCUGGCAGAUGGGCAGAGGCUGGUUUGUGCUUGUAUGCCUUCGGCACUCCUGGGCAUGUCACGGGCUGUGCUCGCAGAGCGAUUUUCGUCGCCGGUGCUGCCGAGGGCCGUGCUCACCUUCGACUUCCAUCGCCAGGUGGUCGCAACUCCUGGCUUGCUCGCGAAGAUCAAUGCUGCGCGACGGGGGCGGGCGCCAGUGAUUGCUGCUCCGACAUCUGUCAAGAGCGUGCUUCUUCGGCGAAUCGAGCUGCUGUUGGAGUUGUUUCACCUGCGGACUUCUCGCCUUCAGCAGCCUGCCGACACAGAUACGCAGGGCUCCUGGCUUCGCCUCCCUUCCUGGCUCUCCGUGGCAUCGAACCCAGAGGACGACCCGAUGGAAUGUGCCCAACUGUCUGCGCAGGAAAAGAGUAAGGCGGACGAGGUGCGUGUGUGCGGUGAGGUGCUGGAUCUCUUCCACCGAGGCGUGAUGCUGCUGGACGAGGUUGACAUGCUGCUGGACCCCCUCCGGAGUGAGCUCAACUGGCCGCUUGGCCGACGACUGCCCCUGGACAUGACAAGCUCAGCGGCGCGUGGAAGGCACGGGUUUCGCUACACCCUGCCUUUCGACUUGCUUGAUGCUGUUUUUGCAGCAGCUACCGGCUGUGCAGAGAUUGCGCCGUCGACGAGGCGCGACGCGCAAGUCGCCCUGGGAGCCUUGGCGCAGAAGGUCAAGCAGGGCCGGAAGACUCUGAAGGUGCAGGUGGCUCCCCACUUUGUCCUUCUCUCCCGUGACUUUUACCUCAAGGAGAUGCUGCCCCAUUUGGCUGAUUGGGCCGCCCUGUUCGUGGACGAGCACCUAGAGGGCGCGUUGCUGCUGCCGGACCUCCGCACCCUCCUGCGCCAGGGCCGCCCCGAGGCCCACGCGCAGCAGAUCUUGCUCAGCAUGCCCUCGCCUGCGCGGCAGGUCCUGAAUCUUGCUCUCUCCUGGCUGCAUGAGCUCCUGCCGUAUCUCCUGAGCAAGAUCCACAGGGUGACGUACGGGCUUCUGACAGGUAAUGCAUUGGAGACGGCCUUGGGUGAUGCGCGUGCCCCACUGAGCCGGAAGCUCUUGGCGGUACCCUUCGUCGGGAAGGAUACUCCGAGCGUUUCUUCGGAAUUUUCGCAUCCGGACGUGACAAUCGGCUUCACCAUUCUGGCUUACCGCUUGAAUGGGCUUCGAGAGCGAGAUGUUCGGACACUUCUGAAGGUAUUGCUUGAUGAGAUGAGGGCCGAAGGCGCAGUGCACUUCCACCGCCGAGCAGCAUGUCAGGCCUACGUUGCAAUGAUCGUACGCGCGGGUGGCAAAGUGCGUGGGUUCACCGAGGACGGCCGAUGGGUCGGGGAUCUGAAAGAUGACGCGCAUCGCCGGCGGGUGGGUUCUUUCACAAAGUCGUCCCAUCCUGGCAUCAACUCAGGCGUCACCGAAGACGCGGUGGAUAGGCGACGGAAUGUGUGGCCAUUGGAGCUGUUGGACAUCAACGACCCAGAGCAAGUCCAGUUGGUGUACGAUGUCUUGCGAUACUCGCCCACCGCUGUCCGUCAUUUGCUGGAGCACCAUGUGUUUGUCGCUGGAACCUUGGAUCGCAACGAGACCCAACUUACUGCCUGUGGCCAGGAGCUGGCGGGGCCACAGCUCUUCCAGCAAUGCCUGGGUUUCAGCGGCACGCCAAACGAUUUGCUGCCAAAAUCCAUGGGGCGGUGCAUCUACGCAGAGGGAGAUGAUGGGAAAGUCCUUCAGGUCCUCAGUUCUACACAAAAUGUCUCAGUCGUCGAGCUUGGACGCUGGAGUCCUACACAAAUCCUGGACAUCGUCGCCAAAACCCGCAGCACCCGCGGGAAUAGGCCGAGGUACCAUGCGUUGAUCGACUCUGGCGCUUUAGUCACAGGGAUGACGAACAGAGAAGUUGCAGAGUACCUCCUGGAAAAUGGGCUUGAGGGUCUCGAUGGUGUGCUUUUCCUGGACGAGCGCGAUGAGCGGGUCGUGUUGGAACGUGACAGCCGCCGGGUUGUCGAGUUAGUGUCCAAAGCCACUUUCGCCAAGUCCAAGGCAGUGGAUCUGGUCAAUGCCUGCCGCCACAUGAUUGACUUUCUGCGGGAGGUUGACCGGUAUCCCUGCCUGUACGUAAACGAACAGGUGCUUCGGGAGGCCAUCCAACGCUACGAAAACGUUUGGCUGCCCCUUCUGGCCAACAAUGGCAAUGGCUCCAACCCUCUCCUGGUUCCGCCUAUCGAUGUCGAGUGGGUGUGGCACUGCCAUAUGCUUUGCCCCAGGGCGUACCGAGAGGAUGUCGCAGCCAUCACGGGCCUUUCGGAGCCGCCCGACCACCGCUUGGUACCGCGCGUUGGGAAGGAGUUCGCAUCCGCCCGAUCCCGCGCCAUCUCUCUUUGGGACAAGGACAGGGGCGGCGACUACGACAUCACGCAGGGCCUGCAAAAUGCACCGCUGCUGGCAGGUUACGAGGGCAAUGCCGCACAGAAGAGCAAGUAUGACAUCGUGGCAGCGUGUGAGAGGCAAAUGGCCUUUCACUACCAGGUGGCGGUGAUGCCUCAUUAUCGGGACCGCUAUUACUUGGAGCUCGCUGUCGAGAGAUACUUGGACAAGUUCCUUGAGCUGAAGCGGCGGCGGCCAAAUGAUUUCUGGGUGCCAACCUACGACAUCGACUGCGCGUGGCAUGCUCACCAGUUGCAUCCAAGGUGCUACUACGAGGAGACCACACGACUGUGUGGUGCCAUGCUGCCGCAUGACGAUAGUGUCAAUGACCGCUCCGAGGGCUCUCGUCUCAACAGCCGUUGGGAGGAAACGAAGAGCGCGUGGAUGCAGGAGUUUCACGACGGUGGCCCAGCAACGGCUGGCGGGAUGUACCGAGGUCUCGUGACCAUCGAAGAGAGGCAGUACCGAGAUCGACAAUGGAGCUUGCUUCGACAAUCUCUAGCUCCAGAGAGCCGACAAGGUGAACAGGCCGCUGCCCAGAUACCACAGACGGUUUCCCUCGAAGCGCCAUGGCCCGCCAGAGGUGGACCAGAGGCAAGAGUUCCUUGGGUGCAUCGCAAGGACGCUCAGAGCCCGCAGCUCUCCGGCCUAAAGCGCUUCUCGAAGCUUGGCAGCCUGCAAGCACAGGUCGUCCAUGGGCGCGCUGGAGAAAGGUACCUCAGCUAUCUGGAGGUGGUUGCAGACCCUGAGACGCCUGUGCCCCUCGUGACUGCACAUUCUGCAGAGGACCAACUGCCAGGUGCAGGGCAACUCAGCUACGGAUCCAAAUGUGCCUCAAUGAAGCCCACGCAAAUGGCGUACCUUCUUCGUGUGGCCGGUGAGGAUGUGGCAGUGGUUGUGGGCGAAUGGGUGGGCUUCAAGCUGCCCGUGCGCGGCGUUCCUGGAAGGCCUGGGCAAGCUGGAGACCGCUCUGUUGGUCGACGAGGCACUCCGGGCACGCGAGGCAUCAAGGGAAAGCAGGGGAAGGCUGGCCACCUCCAGAUCACUAUCUUCGCACUCCGGACCGGCACCGAAUGCAAGGUCAAGGCCACUUACUUCAAGCCAACCUCUCCCGCUCAGUACUCUAUUGGGCUCGCAGACCUCGGCAUACCGGGCUGCACAGACACGAUGCAGGUAGAUCUGGGCACCGCCCGCAUCUCCGGCCACUCGAGCACCCUCUCCAUGGCAGUGGCUUAUGGAGUGGGCAUGUCCAUCGCUUCUCUGCAUGUGACCUUGCAGCCGCGAAUGAAGCCCUUGCAGACCAGCGGGGCUGUGAUGAGUGUGGCUCCGGGCUCCAAGCUGAAGCCGCCUGAGGACGGCGCAUCCCUGUAUCCACCGUGGACUGUGGAGCAGCGCAAGUAUCCGAUCCUCAUCGCAGCUGGAGGAGAGCUCAGCCCUGCUGAGACCGUUGUCGGGGUUCCUCUUCGUGGGGAUGACACGCAGGCUGAAAGGGAUGCGUACGAGGACGAUGGCUUCCUCUUCUGGGGUGCCGGGAUGCUUUACGUCUGGGAUGGCGGCUAUGCAGGAAACCAGGCCGAUUUCGCGGUCCACGGCCUGUCUGGAGGCUGCGGAGGCUGCGGUGGUUGUGGCGGCUGUGGUGGUUGUGGUGGCUGUGGCGGCUGUGGAGGCUGA